Molecule: messenger RNA, 960 nt
Organism: Neoarthrinium moseri
Lineage: Eukaryota; Fungi; Ascomycota; Sordariomycetes; Amphisphaeriales; Apiosporaceae
Exons: 1
Coding region: 1-960 (319 amino acids)
Cellular component (GO): endoplasmic reticulum
Molecular function (GO): oxidoreductase activity
Source: RefSeq, a predicted model, not a curated record
AUGUCCUCGCUCAGGCUGCUUAAAUUGUUCCAAUACGUGGGCGGCCUGACCACGGCGUAUGCCGGUUACCGACUAUACAAUCACCUGACGUUCUACCUUCUUCCAAGCCAAACACUUGACCGCUGGAGACAACCAAAGAGAAAGCCGUGGGCUCUAGUCACCGGCUCAUCUGCCGGUAUAGGGUUUGGGACGGCCCAGGAACUCGCUGGGCGUGGUUUCAAUGUUGUUCUAUUGGGGCACCUGGAGGCUGAGCUACUUGAGGCCCAGUCGCUCAUCCAAGCGGAGAAUGCUGGAACGGAAGUCAGGACCCUCGUUUUGGAUGCCACAUCAGCUACUCCUGACGAUAUCAAGAAAUCACUGGGCACGAUAUCUGAUCUCCCCCUUACUAUACUUGUCAAUAAUGUUGGUGGAUUUCCGAUGAAGCCACCGCAGAUUCGGAACCUGAUGGACUUCUCGGCGGAGGAGUUGGACCGGUCACUCAGUAUCAACGCGUGCUUCAUGUCCCACGUGACGCGCAGUCUUCUUCCACAGCUGGCAAGGAAUGGCCCAUCAUUGGUAUUGAACGUAAGUUCGGCUGCAAGGAUGGGUAUUCCGGGCAUUGUGCCUUAUUCGGCCUGCAAAGGGUUCAUAAUCUCUUUCAGCACAGCGUUAUCCCGCGAGAUGGCUGCAGCUCGGGUGCCUAUAGAUGUACUUGCCAUCAUCCCCGGGGACGUGAAGACUCAAGCAAACACCAUUGGCUUGACGCCCGGAACGCCGACAGCUAGGGAGUACGCUGGCAUGAUGCUCAACCGAGCACCCAGAGCUGUGAGCCGUGGAUGGACCGAGUGCGCCCCCUUCUGGCCGCAUGCCUUGCAGAUAGGCUUCAUUGAGUCCUUACCACAUUCUCUUGCACUGCGACUUCUCAUUAAAACUUUCGAGGAUAAGAAGAGAGCUUCAGAGGAACGUGAGAAACAAAAGUAG